Prorocentrum cordatum is the source of this 3448-nucleotide messenger RNA. Lineage: Eukaryota; Dinophyceae; Prorocentrales; Prorocentraceae. The record is from the annotation of a GenBank genome assembly.
AUGCCGACGCCUUUCGGGCCCCAGGAGCUGCGGCUGCCCCCGGGCCUGGCGGAGGAGGUGCAGACCACGUGGAACACGUUUCUGCGCUCGGCGGAGUCGCGCGAGGCGGCGGGAGAGGCCAUCUACGCGGCCAUCUUCGACUCCGCGCCCAGCCUGCAGAGCCUGUUCAAGACGCCGCGCGCGGUGAUGGCCAUGCGGUUCAUGAACGGCCUCAACCAGAUCAUCAGCCAGCUGACCGACCCGAGGUCCCUCAAGAUCGUGGUGGAGACGCUCGGCUUCCAGCACCUCGACCUCGAGGUGACCAUACCGCGCGUCGUCAUGUUCCGCGACGCGAUCGUGGACCUGCUGCAGGUGGAGCUGGCCGGGCAGCUGACCCGCAGCGCGCACAGCGGCUGGGACACGAUGCUGAACUACGCGGGCGGCGCCUACAUUUACGUCCGGCUGAAGUACACCGACCGCCUCAGGAUCCUGGCCUCCAGCUGGGCCACGGCGAACAACAAGAAGGACGAGCUCGAGGGCGUGGCGGAGGACGCCGAGGGCGAGGAGGGCGAGGGCAAGGAGGGCGAGGGCACCCACUCGGGCGAGGCCGCCCCGAAGGAGGAGGCGGCCAAGAUGGAGAGUCUGGCCGAGAAAGACAGGGGCGGCAAGAAGGGCAGGAAGAAGAAGGAGACGAGGGGCCGCGGCUGGUUCUCGGGCGGAGGCGGCGACAAGGGCGCGCAGGGCAUGGGACACGGGAAGGCCAAGGACUCGAGCGAGGCGGACGGGAGCAGCUUCCGGAACACGUCCGUGCCGACCACGUACAACGAGAUGUUCGCGUUCAACGCGGCCGUCAUGGGCUUUGGGCAGAACGUGUGGAUGAACGAGGUGCUCGCGUCGUUCGACGCGAUCGUGACGAACGUCUCCAACUCGUACCGGCUGCAGGAGGAGUGCGACGUGCUGUCGCUGCGGCUCGCGAAGUACCGGGGCACCGUGAACCUCUCGGAGUACAAGGCGGUCAUGCUGGCCUCCCUGCGCUCCCUGGUGCCGAAGGACUGGAACUCGAACCACGAGGUGGCCUGGUCCUGGCUCUGGGAGAACGUGGAGCGCAUGCUCAAGGCGCUGAUGGGCAGGCCGGCGCAGUGGGAGAAGAGCCUGGAGCGGCUCUGGUCCGGCCUGGACGAGUCCGCCCAGGCCCUCGUGCGCCGCGAGGUCUACUCCAAGUUCUUCGCGCUGGCCCCCGCGGGCCAGGACUACUUCAAGCAGUCGACCACGCGGCUCCACUUCAUCGCGGACCGCAUCGUCUCCAUGACGCUGGAGAUCUACAAGGACCCCAAGAAGAUGGUCGAGGACAUCUCCGCCCUCGGCCUGCGGCACGUCGGCUACGGGAUACCCACGGAGCUCUUCGGGCCGUUCGUCACCGCCUGCGUGCAGGUCAUCCGCGGCCUGACCGAGGACGACAAUGCCGAGGAGGCUUUCCGGUGGUCCCUCAGCCUCAUCUCGCGCAUCCUGACGCGCGUGAUCACGGAGGGCUCCACCAUAGUCAUGAAGGCCAUCAACAUGAACAGCGGCGCGCAGGUCCGGAAGGCCGUGGGCGUGGCCCCGAGGGGCCAGCGCGCCAUGUGGAUGCUCAACAUCCAGGUCGGGACCCAGUCGAUCUCGCCCCUGCUCUGGGCCAUCGAGACGGGCAGCCUCGAGGCCGCCAGGGCGAUCAUCCAGGACCUCCUCACGAUACGGGCGGACCGGGACCGCUACUACUACGGGCUGGACACCCUGUUCGAGCGCCACGAGGACAUCGUCAGGCGCCUCUGCGUCGAUGCCCCCGCGCUGCUGCCUGCGCUCUUGGACGGACUCGUGUGGCGCUCGCGCACCACGGAGAACGGCAACAGGCGCGUCAACUACUACAUCAAGCACCUCGUGGUGGAUUCGAACGGGGAUUUCGCGCAGGCGGUAGAGUGGAUCACGGAGAACGGCGACCCUAAGCUUGUGUGCCACCCAGUCGUGGCGAUGGUGACGGACACCGUGUGGGGCCGCAUCGCGUACCGGACAUUCCUGAUGAACAAGGUGUGGGUGCUCGUCACGCUGUGCGUGUUCAUCGUCGGCACCGGCGGCCUCAAGCACCAGAGCAACGACGAGACGAAGCGCAUCUCGGUGGCCUGUUGCCGUGGCUUCAUAUACGUGUUCAGCCUGGGGCAGUGGCUGUACUACCACAUCAAGAACAUCUGCCGCGACGUGCGCGGCAAGACGUUCAUCCGGCUGGGCCACGUGCACGUCCCCGCGUAUCUCGAGAACUACCAGGACCUGGCCAGCCUGUUCCUGACGGCGUUGCUCCUGGCCAUGCUCGCGCUCGAGCCCAUCCUGCACUGCUUCCCGCACAAGGACGAGGACUUCGAGGGCGCCGGGCUGUUCACCCAGGACUGCCCCCAGGCCGACGUCGAGUCCAUGGUGUUCUCGCAGCUGAGCACGGUCGCCACCCUCACGUAUUUCAGCCUCAUCAUCGAUCUCUCGGUCUUCUCCACGAGGAUCUCCGCGUACGUGCUGGUCUGCUACCGGGUGCUCUCGGAGCUGUACCUUUUCGUGUUCGGCCUGAGCUUCGUGGUCGUGGCGUGGAGCUGCGCGGUCAGCGCGCUGGAGCAGGAGAACGGGGACUUCGCUGGGAUCCCCACCUCCGCGCUGUCGCUGCUGAAGAUAGCCCUGGGCAUGUACAGCGGCGAGAGCUUCCACAUCAUGAGGGGGGAGCCCAUGCUCAUGGUCGCGGUGGUGGCCUACCUGAUCGUGAGCGCGGUGUUCCUGUUGAACCUACUCAUAGCGCAGCUCAACUGCGCGUACCAGUCCACCUACCAGGACAUGGUCGGGUACGCCCGCUUGAAUCGCGGCAAGAUCGUGGCCGAGGCCAUGCAGGUGGUCACCGAGAAGCGUUGGAGGGCGUUCGUGGACUCGAUGCUCCUGGACGAGCGCUGCGAGUUCGGGGAGGGCGACAUCGGGCUCGCGGGCGGCGUCCAGGUACGCGAGGCGGCGAACCGGGGGUCGGCGGAUCACCACCUUCGACAUGAUCCGCCGCUUCGGCGGCUCCACGUCCGUCCUGGCGCAGUGGCCGGAGGACGACCUGCUGGCGAACGACGAGGAGGACCGCUUCGAGCGGAUGGAGAAGCUGAUCGCGAAGGCCAUGAAGCGCAUGAGCUCCAGGGACGACGCGAAGGGCGGCAAGGGCGGCAGGACUCGGUGCUCGGCUCCCCAGGCACCGGCGGGAGCGGCAACCUGGGCGCCUCGGGCAGCGGCUCCGGCAGGGACGACAGCGAGCACGAGAGCGAGCACUCCGGGGGCGACUGAGCGCGGCGGCGCAGUCCAGCGGGGGGAGCCUCCCUCGGGGAGGGCGGGCCCCCCGCCCCUCGCCACGAAAAGGGGGGGCCACGAGGGCCGCCUCCGCGGCGAGGCCGGCUCGGUUCAAGCAGAAGAAAUCACAGAACGCCCG